AUGCGCCACACCGCCCGCACGCCCGCAACCCGCGAGCACACGGCCACGCGCCCCGCUGCGUCUAGCCGCUCCGGCCGCCGCAGCCGCGCUACUCUUUGCUUGUUGUUCUGCCCCCUGCUGCUGCUUGUCGCCACUAGCCGCCGCCGCUACAACGCUGGCCUCCAGCCGUCACCGAUGCCGCGACCGGCUCCCGCCCGCGCGCCCUUGCCUCGACCCGCGCCGUCCGCACCGGGCCCCGUCGUGCCCGCCUCACCUGAUCGGGCGCCCGCGCUGCUGCUGUGCCGCUGCCACGUCCUAGCCGUGCGCCCCACCUGCGCUGGCCCCGCUCGCUGCCUGGCCUCGCCCGCUGCUCGCCUCGCCGGCGCCUCUGCAUCUUAUGCUGCUCCCCGGCCGCUCGCUAACGCCCGAGCCCCCUGUCUCUAG
Messenger RNA from Aegilops tauschii subsp. strangulata, 423 nucleotides. The record is from RefSeq and is a predicted model, not a curated record. Lineage: Eukaryota; Viridiplantae; Streptophyta; Magnoliopsida; Poales; Poaceae.